CUUUUUUUCUUCCUUCUUCCCCACCCAGCCCACUUUUUUUCUUCUCUGCAACUUGCUUCUCUUUUUCUCCCCCAUCUAAUUUCUUGCUCUUCACAGCCUUCGUCCUCUUCACAGCAUUUUUCUUUUUUUUGUUUAAUCGCGCGUGGAACGCACGAUUACCCCUAUCUCCCCCCAAGCACCGGUGCUAAGCUUCGCCGCGGCUUCGACCCAGCCGAGGUCUCCAACGCGGCAGCCCCUCCAGCGACCCGGAUCGACGCGGCGCUCGACACCAGCGCUGCGGAUGCUCUUAUCACUAUUCUUGAAACUAUAUGAUUCCCAUAUUCUGCUUCUAUUUUUCUACAAAUUUAAUUUCAAGGAAGCUCCUUCUACCAUCAUUCAUUCAUAACUUUUUGUAAGAUGUUUUCUCGAAUUUUAGUUGUUUUUGCUGUUUAUGUCACUGUGGUUUUUGGCUUGUUAAUUAUUUUUGUAAGUAAAUUCAACUGUUAAUAGUUCUUGAUUGGUAUUAGGAAUUGUGCUUUUUUCCUUUGAUUUGAUUUAUCUUUUUCUUUUUUAAGACUUGGAGGGGAUUUUUCUGUUUAUGAGUUGACACUCUUGUUUCUCUUGCUUCUGGCAUUUGAAUUCUGUGAUGUGAUGAUUCAACUCCUCCUGAGAGAGAGAGAGAGAGAGAGAGGAGAGUCUAUUUGAAAUGGAAACGAAAGCAGGAUAAAAUGGAAUAUAAACUUGAGUCAUUAUGUAUCUGUUUGCACAUUAAAAAAAUAAUCUACUUAUAAAUAAGUUUUUUUUUUUUUUUGGAGAUAUACUUUUAUGAGAAAUCGACCAAGCUCUGUGUGGGACUCCAACUAGUUUCAGUAAUUUAAUUGAUUGGUUCUUAUUUUUAGAAAAAAAAGAAAACUUGAUUACUACCCUAUGCUUACCUUUUUUCUGCAUGGAAAAAAGAAAACUUGAUCACAGCUUUUCAAACUCUCUCUCUCUCUCACACACACACACAUAUGAAGAGGAGCAGAAGAAGUCAUGUUGCCAAAUCUCUCCCAAUGGAAGAGGAGUUAAGCUUCUUCAAGGUCAUUUCAACAUCUCAAAAAAUGGAAUUCCCUCCAGAUAGUGUUGCAAAGAUGCAAGGAGUUCUAGGCAGCAGAGUUACCCUCAGAGAUGCCCACAAAAAAUUGUGGACAGUAGAGGUGGAAAGAGGUGAAAAUGGCUUCUAUUUUGACAAGGGGUGGCCUCAAUUUUAUCUUGAAAAUGAUUUGGAGCCCAAUGAUGUUGUGGCGUUCGAAUACAAGCACGGCGAAUUGCUCGACUUCAGACUGUUUGGACGCGACGCUUGUCAAAAAUUCGGAGUGAAAGAGGAUGCCGAGGAUGAGGAUGAGGACGAGGACGAGGAUUAUGAAGUAGUUUGCAUGAGCAAGAACAAAGCCAAAUCUAACAAGGGCUUAAGCUCAAUCCAUACAUCUUCCAAAAGAAGAGUUGAAGAAGAGGAAAUAGAGAUGAAGAUGAAGGAAUCCAAGUCAAGAUCAUCACCAUCAUCUUCUUCUUUGAGGCAUGAUAUAAACGAUUACUACGGACACGACAUCUUCGGAUCGGGCCGGGCCAUCCGACCCAAAAAUCCUUAUUUUGUGUCGAGAUCAAGAAAAUCGCGCAAGAACGAGCUGCACAUCCCAAAUCAUUUGAUAGAAGAGGGGAAGCUCAAGAUUGAGUCAAGAAUGUUGAUGGAGGAUGCAAGUGGGAGGAGAUGGGAGAGCAUGAUCAAGAAGUGGAAAGACGGGCGCGUGUGGUGCACGCGCGGAUGGAAGAGAUUGUGCGACGCUAACGGCAUAGGCCCCGACGACAUCUGCAUCUGUGAGUUCGUGCAACAAGACGCCCGCACCCUCUGCAUGCUCGUUCGUGUUGUUGAUGUCGUUAAGUAAACGCGUAUUAGGGUGUUAUCUUUGGUUGUCACGCAUGAAUUAAUUUUAAAUAUUAGGAGACGAAAUUGUAAAAAUUGAAAAGGUAGUGAUUUAAA
This is a messenger RNA of Salvia miltiorrhiza (redroot sage), 1996 nucleotides long. Its product is annotated as putative B3 domain-containing protein Os04g0347400. Bases 990 to 1901 code for a protein of 303 amino acids. NCBI's taxonomy places the organism in Eukaryota, Viridiplantae, Streptophyta, Magnoliopsida, Lamiales, Lamiaceae. Gene Ontology annotation, molecular function: DNA binding. The record is from RefSeq and is a predicted model, not a curated record. The transcript is spliced from 6 exons.